Anopheles coluzzii is the source of this 1435-nucleotide messenger RNA. RefSeq lists its product as uncharacterized. NCBI's taxonomy places the organism in Eukaryota, Metazoa, Arthropoda, Insecta, Diptera, Culicidae. The record is from RefSeq and is a predicted model, not a curated record. Bases 443 to 1435 code for a protein of 330 amino acids. The transcript has 3 exons.
AAGAAACCCAACAGUCAAAAGCCGAAGAUUUUAUAUUGACCUUUCACUUUUUCUAUCUGUCUCUCGCUCUAAUUUGAGCGAUUUUCCCCUGAUGAGUGUCCCCGAGCCUCCUCGUGUGGUUGUUGUUGUUGGAAGUUGAAGCCGAAACCCCCUCGUGCGCUCUCCAAAUCAGACGAGGAGCAAAAUCGAGUUUUUUUUGCUUGGCCGAAGCGAACGAGAGAAACAGCGAAGAUGAAAAAAGAGUGCUAUGAAAAAAAUCUCAUCCAAACGAGCACGCGCCAACGUUUUAGCCAUGAGAAUGUAUGUGUGAGGUAGGUAUAUUUUGGAUUGUAGUGGUGCUACGUUUCUGCUGUAAAGUUUUUUGUCAUUCUGUGUGGUGUAUCAAGUGCCAAGUGCAAGUUUUUUCAAGUGUUUAAGUCAAGUGUGUUAGCAAAGUGUUAAAAUGUCACAAAAUUGCAGCAAGAAUGGGCAUUUUUAUGCAAAGUGCCGUAAAAUGAUGGACGAGAUUGAACUCUCGUACCAGGAAGCUCUCCAAGAGGCAAACGAUGGGUUUGUCCCGCUGCCAAACAUGGACUUUUCGGAUGACGAAACGGUCCCGGAAGUGCCGCAAGGCCAAGCUACGACAUCAAGCACUGCCGGAACAAAUGCUGAAAACGUCGCGAAUGAUGAUGAUGAUUUCGACCACGGGGAACAUUAUCCGAACGGGGAGGACAGCGACGAUUUUUAUCACGGCGCUUCCGAUGAGAAUGACUCUUAUGAGAUCUUUGACCAUCUAAGUUUGUUGGAUUGUCUUAGAUUCUUUGCAAUUAAGAGUCAGCUCCCCCGUUCGGUGGUCAAUAUGCUACUGGCGAUCCUACGGAAGAAGGUAGAUGCCACUCUUCCAAAAGAUAGCCGGACUUUGGUGCGAACACCUCCCCGUGCUGCUGGCAGCAUUUAUAAAAUCGGGGGAGGUGACUUUUGGUACGGAGGAUUAUCGCCAGUCCUGACCAAGUAUUUUCAAAACAUCGAACCCCGAGACGAUCCUUUCAAGUUAGACGUAUCGGUCGACGGGCUACCGCUUCAUAAGGGUGGGCCGACCCAGGUUUGGCCUAUUCUGGUGAAAGCGGUAGACUUGCCUAAGCUUCCACUCAUGUUGGUGGCCGCAUAUAGUGGCCAUACAAAGCCGGCAAGUGUGGAAGAAUUUUUGCGGCCGCUAGUGAAUGAUUUUAAUAUCAUUCAGCGAGGAGGCUUGACCAUGGGCGAUAAAACGUUGCAGUUUCGGGUACGCAAUUUUAUCGCUGAUACACCGGCUCGAGCGUUCAUAUUAGGUAAGGAAGUAAAUAACAUUAUCGUAAACAAUUUAGCUAAAUACAAUAUAUAUUUUAUUUUUAGCAACGACGAACCACAACGGAUACGACAGUUGUUUAAAGUGCACUUGCCAUGGCGAGUGGUGUGA